AUGGUACAAAAUGAUAAAGCAUCAUCAAUAUAUGAACGUACAUAUUUUCUACAAAAUCAAACAAUAAUAUCAACUUUUAUAUUAGUUCCUUGUUGGUUAUUUAGUGAUUCAUCAUUUCAAUUUAAUCGGUACGUUUUAUUUCGGUGGAAUAUAAUUAUUUUAUUAGUUUUAUGUGGUUUAGUUGCAUUUAUUGUUAAUUCAAGUGUUAUACGGUGUAUAAAAGAUGAUGCUGCUAUUGGAUAUAAUAUGGUUGGACAAUUAAAAACUUUAUUAAUUGUAUUUGUUGGAUCAACAUUAUUUGGUGAAUCAUUAACAAUAAAACAAAUCAUUAGUGUUUUAUUUACAACAUUAGGUUGUGCAAUUUAUGUUUAUAUUACAUAUAGAACUAAAGAAUGUCAAAAACAUCAACAACAACAACAACUGUUAGUUAAUAAUAUUUAA
Rotaria sordida is the source of this 441-nucleotide messenger RNA. The record is from the annotation of a GenBank genome assembly. NCBI's taxonomy places the organism in Eukaryota, Metazoa, Rotifera, Eurotatoria, Philodinida, Philodinidae.